Histoplasma mississippiense is the source of this 2703-nucleotide messenger RNA. RefSeq lists its product as hypothetical. The coding region runs from base 1 to 2703 and encodes 900 amino acids. The transcript has 2 exons. The record is from RefSeq and is a predicted model, not a curated record. Gene Ontology annotation, cellular component: nucleus. NCBI's taxonomy places the organism in Eukaryota, Fungi, Ascomycota, Eurotiomycetes, Onygenales, Ajellomycetaceae. Gene Ontology annotation, molecular function: ATP binding; RNA helicase activity; RNA binding.
AUGCCUCAUCGAGAUGUGUCUCCAGCGGCCUCGGAGAACGAGUUCGAUAUCUCAAAUCUCCUCUUUAAGGGGCAGGAUGAUCUUUCCGAUCUCGAGAGACCUUCCAAGAAAAGAAAGCCACAAGAAACCUUGAUCCUCGAUGUUAUGGGCGAUGGCGAUGACGGCGCUGAUGGCGACGAAGAAUUCAUUGCUGCUCAGCAAACAGCAGCAAACCGUAAAGCGUCAAAUCUUAGAGGCCGAACUGUGAAAAAGGGUGGAGGUUUUCAGUCCCUGGGGCUUAAUGCAGCUCUUCUCAAGGCCAUUACGCGGAAAGGAUUUUCUGUCCCAACGCCCAUUCAGCGGAAAACUAUUCCACUUGUGUUGGAUGAUCAAGAUGUUGUAGGAAUGGCAAGGACUGGAUCGGGGAAAACUGCAGCAUUUGUGAUUCCUAUGAUUGAAAAGCUGAAAAGCCACAGCGCAAAAUUCGGGUCUAGGGCAUUGAUUUUGUCACCCUCUAGAGAAUUGGCCCUACAGACUCUCAAGGUCGUAAAAGAGUUGGGUCGUGGGACUGACCUGAAAUCCGUUUUGUUGGUUGGCGGUGAUAGCCUGGAGGAACAGUUUGAAUACAUGGCGAGUAACCCAGAUAUAAUUAUUGCGACACCUGGACGAUUCCUUCAUUUGAAAGUAGAGAUGUCCUUGGACCUGUCGAGUAUCCGCUAUGUUGUCUUCGAUGAGGCAGAUAGGCUUUUUGAGAUGGGCUUUGCAACACAAUUAACCGAAAUUCUCCAUGGUCUGCCUUCAUCACGGCAAACACUUCUAUUCUCUGCGACUUUACCUAAGUCUCUGGUGGAAUUCGCUCGAGCAGGUCUCCAGGAGCCAAUUUUGAUCCGCCUCGAUGCCGAAAGCAAGAUCUCACCGGACCUUCAAAACGCGUUUUUCACUGUGAAGUCAUCCGAGAAAGAGGGCGCUCUAUUACAUGUUUUACAUGAAGUGAUCAAAAUCCCUACCGGAGAGACAGAAGCACUUAAACGCGCUAAGGAAGAAGUGAAGCAUUCAAAAAAACGGAAGCGGUCCGAAGUUACUUCAAAUUCCCAUAAAGAAUCUCCUACUGAACACUCUACGAUUAUUUUCACGGCUACAAAGCAUCAUGUUGAUUACCUAACAUCAAUACUACGUACAUCUGGCUUUGCUGUUUCCUACGCAUACGGUUCCUUAGACCAAACCGCUCGCAAAAUCGAGGUUCAAAAUUUCCGUGACGGAAUAACACAUAUUCUCGUUGUAACCGAUGUUGCAGCCCGAGGAAUCGAUAUCCCUAUACUUUCCAAUGUGAUCAACUAUGAUUUCCCUUCACAGCCUAAGAUAUUUGUUCACCGUGUUGGACGGACUGCUAGAGCUGGCAAGACUGGUUGGAGUUACAGCCUCAUCCGAGAAUCGGAUACUCCCUAUUUGCUCGACCUUCAACUUUUCCUUGGUCGACCUUUAAUUUUAGGACGAGGUUCAGGUCAACAACUCAACUACGCCGAGAAUGUGGUUGUGGGUAGUUUACCGAGAGACAAGGUUGCCCGCUACACUGAAUGGAUGACUAAACUCCUGGAUGAAGAUGUCGAUAUUGAGUUGCAGCGCGAAGUUGCAAUAAAGGGUGAAAAACUGUACAUGAGGACAAGAAAUUCGGCCUCCGGUGAAAGCGCUAAGCGAGCAAAAGCAGUAGUUGAAUCGGCUGAGUGGAUGAUGGUGCAUCCACUUUUUAAUGAUGAAUCAAGCCGAUUGGAGGAGCAAAGAGAGAAGAUGCUUGCUCGCGUUGGAGGUUACAAACCGCAGGAAACUAUUUUCGAGAUCAGUGGCAGGCGUGGGGCUAACCAUCAUCCGCCGGACGAUAGCGAUGACGCGAAUGAGUUGCGUGACUUCGAUGGCGAGAAUGAUAAUGCAAUUGCUGCUGACAAUAUGUCGCUCGCAUCUGAUUCAGAACUUGAAGUCACAUUCUCCUAUCCGCAGUCUGGCAAAUCUAAUUCGAAAAAGGACACAAAUCAUCCAAAUCUCAGAGAGUCCUUCCACAACCCAGAGUAUUUCAUGUCGUACACACCUGCAUCCAACUCUCUGGCUGAAGAUCGUGCAUACGGAGUUCAUUCAGGUUCAAACACCAAUUUCGUUGAAUCUUCACGCAUCGCGACUAUGGAUCUUGCGGGCGACGAAAGUACUUCACGGGGCUUUGGGGAACCACGCUCCAUCAUGCGCUGGGACAAGCGCCAAAAGAAAUAUGUAUCCCGUCGAAACGACGAGGACGGUUCGAAAGGAGGUAAAAGCGACCUUCUCGUCCGUGGCGAGAGUGGAGUUAAGAUUGCGGCAAGUUUCCGAAGUGGACGUUUUGAUGCGUGGAAGAAAGGAAAGAGGAUCGGCCGCAUGCCAAGGGUCGGAGAGGCGGAAGCGCCUGGCCUUGGUUCCGGUAUGCCCGGGGGCAAAAAGUACAGGCAUCGCAAAGAGCAGGCACCCAAAACUCCCGAUAAAUUUAGAGGUGAUUACGAGAAAAAGAAAAAGAAGUUGGAAGCUGCAAAGCAACGUGAGACAGAGAAGGCUUUUGAUCCUUCUUCCGGUGCUAAGAAGGCAGCCGUUACGAGUCGUGGCAAAAGCGAGCUUAAAACUGUUGAGGAUAUAAGGAAGGCUAGAAAGGUGAAGGAGUUGAGGAAACAGAAAAAUGCGCGACCUUCAAAGAAGGGCAAGGGGAGAUAG